AUGACGAAACGGAACAUGCUUGAAGACCACCACCCUGAACUAGACUUCUUAGCUAUGAACCAGAAUUUGGUCGAAUGCCAGAACAAGGGAGCUGAACCGCCAAUCAUCAGGCGGAGGAUGAGGUCAACUCCACAGAAAAACUACCGACUGCCCACCCACCCCCGUAUAAUUAUCUGCUUUACUUUACCUGCAGUUACGUCGGAUGGAAUUGUGGCGGGUCAGGUGGCCAACGGUGGGACGAACCACCUCCGCAAUAAUAACAGUGCCUUCGUUGGGCGGAUCCCAGUCCUAGACUUCGAGCUGGACUUUCGAGAUCGAGAUGCCUGGUAUGGAAAAGCGUCACCCACCUGCCACGCAACAUUGUUUAUUAGGUUCAGGGGGGGCUGCCAUUUCAGCCCUAGAUUCCAAUCACUCUCUGGUUGGAAAGCGUAA
This is a messenger RNA of Paracoccidioides lutzii Pb01, 432 nucleotides long. RefSeq lists its product as hypothetical. The record is from RefSeq and is a predicted model, not a curated record. The coding region runs from base 1 to 432 and encodes 143 amino acids. The transcript has 2 exons.